UAGGGCUAUGUAGGUUCGCAAAGGUCAAAUUGCUUCCCUAGUAUUUUAACUGAGUAAAAGGUAGAUGUUGUAACUGUUUUUUUCAUCAUGGAGUCUUCACCGCAAUCCACACACAGCUUAUGUAGUGUAGUGUAAAUGUUUAAGUUUGAUCAAACCUUGCAGAACCACCAGUUAAUAUUCGCGAAGUUAGACGUCCUUUAUCGACGAUGGAACCAAGUUACGUGCUCACCAAUGAAGCGAUGGAGCUUGACGAAUUCCUUUGUGACGUAUCAAUGCACUUGCGCAGACGCGAUAUGCGCAUGUUGCUUAAAUAUAUUGGGAUUGGUGAGCGAGAGAUCGAUGGAUUGCUUUAUGAAAACAGACAGACCGCUGGAAUUGAGCGCGGUUUAUUGACUGGGGCUGGGGUGGUUGUUGAAGGGAGUAACAGCAUUAACUUCCUUGAUCAACGGAAGAAAGCAAUGCGAACCUGGUGGGAAUAUGCCGCUAACACGAGACAGAGGGCAACACCCUCGCAGCAAAAAGUCAAGGUGGUGGAAUCAUCAACUACAUUUACACUCCCCCACAUACCUGAGAACCAACCAAUCACGGAAGGGGAAGGUCACGUGGGAAAGCCACCUGAUGCAGCUCGUUCAUCAACUCCCAAACUCCCCCGUUUGACUCCAAAUUCCGACCUGAAAACAGAUGUGUCUAAUAUACUUGAAAAAGUCGUCGACCAACUUCACCCGAGUGUUCCAAAAAUACUAAUCGAAAAUCAACACGAAGACGACACAAGUGAUCAGAAGCACCAAAACAACAGUCCAUACUUGACACCCAACUCGAUUGCCGUGCCAGCUGUUAACACUCCGCCACCCGCAUCGCCAGCAGGCAGCAGUCGGUUAGCAUCACCUGCCAAAACUAUGAGAGUUCAAGUUCCUGUUGUUGAGCUUCAAACUGAAUCUGACGAGCUGUCACAGUCGACAAGGUCACAACCAAACUAUCACUCUGGAACCGACAACUUUAUUCAAAAUACGACAGUGGAUAGAAGUCAGCAAACUGACAUCACGGGAGGUGACGUGGCACCUGAUCAAGUAGCCAUAUAUGGAAGCAAUGUAACGCUAGAGGAAUUGCUUCGCAAACUCUGGAGAGGUUUGCAGUCAUGUGGGCUGCAGAAGGUCGUUGAUGAUAUCCAGCAACGAUGGCUGAUACGCAUUGACACCAAUCAAGGACGAGCCGACAUGUAUCCGAAAAUGACGUGGGGAACCCCCAUGCCCCCACAAACCCCCUUCACUUACCCACCCUACAAAAAAAUCGGACAUAUGGCGGUUAUGGGCUCGACCAUGAGCAUCGAAACGAAGCCACCAGUUCCAACCGACGCCACAUCCUUUAACGGGAGGUAUUACAGCAGCGGCCACAUGACGUCACGAAGCUUAAUUUUGGAAAGUUCGCAAGGUGCAAGAUUCAUGCCAAAGGCUGUUCGGGAAAGAUUACAAACGCGGUCCGCGAAGUCACGUGGUGGAGUUACUGCGAUAUCAUUGGACGGGAAUCCUGUGACGUCAUUCCCAGCUCGGGAUUCUUGGAAACUUCGAACAGACACUGUUCGGCGUAAAGGAGCAACGGUGAACAUUCACGUGAGCAUCAGCGACGUCACAUUACCAACACAACCGUCAACAAAAUGGGGAACCAGUUUGCAUGUCAGCCCGACGCAAAUACGAGAGCGAGUUGCCCGGGUUUUUCUCACUUACGUUAUUAACGAAUCACGUCACCUCAGCAGGGCAGUAGACAGAAUAGAGAAGAUUCGUGGUUUGGCGAUAGAAACUGUUCAGAAGAGAAUCGGCGGAGGCGGUACAGGGGUCGAAAUCCCAGCAUCUGAGAUUGUUUUUAAUUGCCGAUGUCUUUAUCCUGAAACCGUGGAACAACUAUGGCUUCUUUAUCAAAGCAGUCAAUUACGUGAGAACAUCCACGCUGCUCUUGCCACCAGAAGAGCGCAACAAGCUUGUGCAGUGGAGAAUCUUCGACUUCGAGUUGUCGUGGCUGAAGAAGAGUACAGAAGAGCUUUGGGAUUGCUGAGAAGAAAACCAAUGCCCAAUACAAAGACGGGUCGCUUUUACGUCACUCCUGCCAGUGGAGCAUCAGGAACAGGCUUGGCGCACGCGCAGCAACAAGCUUUGAUGUCCGUCACGCGAUAUUUGAAGCUACCUACACCAGCAGAAAGCAUGGAUAUAAUUGAGGCCCCGCCACCUGUCCCACCCGUCAGCUCGUUGGCCAAUAACAAAGAACCGAUGUCCCGGAGAAAAAUGUUGUUGAGGGAAAAAAGCAGAACACCCGUUUAUCUUAUUAAUAAGGUUUUAAACAAGGAGCUUGAGGCGGUCAAGAAGCGAGUGCGCAUGUGCGAAACAGAAUGGUGCAAUUUUAUGGCAACAAGAUACCAUGUCAUGCUUCGAUGCGCAAGGCACGUGAUGGCAAGGAGAGUGUUAGGCACCACACAUAACAAUCAGCCUCGAUGUACAACACUCAGCAUAUUGCGGGCACUGUACAAAGCCAUAUGUUCUGAGAAAUCAAGCGCCGUUGUAGCGACACCUCGCGGACAACACACAACAGCAAUCACAACCAACCACAGUAACAUUGCCCUGUACCCUUCUGACGUCACAUUCUCGAACACGGAUCUUGUGACGACACCAAAUGACGACGAUGACGUAGUGAAGGCGCGUAAACAAGAAGAAGUUGAUUUUGUGACAAGUUACAUCACAUUUACAGAUAUCUUAGUGGAGCUGGGCUCGUGUAGAAGUGGAAUGCAGGAAAGGAUAAUUGCUCGGAUGGCGACCAAUCCAGCAGUGGCUCCUUCCAGAAACCUUUACCUAGCUAAGGAUGUUUACAAUCUGAUGGAGCGAUGGCGCCACCUACAGGGGAGGAAUUUCAACUUCAGUACUGAUGAAGCUGUACAGAGGAUGUCGUCACGUAUUACUACUUCGGAUGACUCAACGCAGAUAGACAAAGACAUCGAAGAACAAUUUCGGGGUUUAUCUGGUCUUUUACCCAUGAUAUUCAGAAUCGCAGAUCAAGUAACAACAAAGUUAUCAGCACUACUGCCAAAGCAAGAUGAAGCGACUCCAAAACUGUGUCCAUACGUAGCGAGCCCACGUGGUAAAACAACAGAGAGGAACUUGUCCUUGUGGUUGAGUGCGUGAUGUUUAAAGACACUGCACAUGCCCUUUCGUAAUUACUUAAUAAAUAAAAAUUUGGAUUGUAA
Molecule: messenger RNA, 3226 nt
Organism: Ciona intestinalis (vase tunicate)
Lineage: Eukaryota; Metazoa; Chordata; Ascidiacea; Phlebobranchia; Cionidae
Source: RefSeq, a predicted model, not a curated record